Molecule: messenger RNA, 6487 nt
Organism: Bombus huntii
Lineage: Eukaryota; Metazoa; Arthropoda; Insecta; Hymenoptera; Apidae
Gene: Mettl14
Product: N6-adenosine-methyltransferase non-catalytic subunit
Exons: 5
Coding region: 288-1460 (390 amino acids)
Cellular component (GO): RNA N6-methyladenosine methyltransferase complex; nucleus
Molecular function (GO): mRNA binding
Source: RefSeq, a predicted model, not a curated record
AAAUUCGUUUGGCUACAAGAUGGCGUGCGUGUACGUUUUGUUUUCAGAUCUUUUGGAGUGUUGGGUUAGGAAGCAGCGGAUUAUCAUUGACUGUACAUACGUUAAAUUUCGCCAACUUUCUCUUAAAUUCGAUCACUGAAUUAUAAGAUAAAAGGAAAGUAACAAAUUACAUUUGUAGUUGUUCUGCUUGUUCUCCCUUUCGAACCGAGGAAAUGAACAGAAUAAGUAUAAACGGAAAUGUACGAUAGAUAUUAUUUUGCGGCCAGUUCCAAAGGAUUUAGCAGAAAAUGCUUCAGACUCUACGCGAACGUUCGCAAAAACGCAAGAAGUUGCUCGCUCAGACGUUAGGUGUUUCGAGCGUAGACGAGUUGCGGCAAAUUCUUGGAACUGAUGUCGACGAUACGCAGAAGAAAAAAUUGAAAUCGGUAUCAGAGAAAUCGGAGAACGGAGUGAAAGAUUUAAAAGGUGAGACAGGUCCGACCGACGAAAUCGUUUACAAAGACUCGUCAACAUUUUUAAAGGGAACACAAUCGUCGAAUCCGCAUAAUGACUACUGUCAACAUUUCAUUGAUACGGGUCAGCGACCUCAAAAUUUCAUUAGGGACGUGGGUCUGGCGGACAGAUUCGAGGAAUACCCGAAACUGCGGGAGCUGAUCAAGUUGAAAGAUGAUUUAAUCGCUGAAACCGCAACACCUCCCAUGUACCUAAAAACUGACCUGCUUACGUACAAUUUGAAGGAACUGAAUUGCAAGUUCGAUGUAAUUUUGAUCGAACCCCCUUUGGAAGAGUACCAACGCACCUGCGGCGCUACAAACGUGCAACUUUGGAAUUGGGAUCAGAUAAUGGAAUUGGAUAUCGGCGAAGUGGCGGCCAAUCGGAGCUUCGUGUUUCUGUGGUGCGGCAGUAGCGAUGGACUAGAUAUGGGACGUUUCUGUCUUCGAAAAUGGGGCUUUAGACGAUGCGAAGACAUAUGCUGGAUUCGCACCAACAUUAAUAACCCGGGGCACAGUAAAAACCUAGAUAGCAAGGCCGUACUUCAGAGAACCAAAGAGCACUGCCUAAUGGGUAUCAAGGGGACCGUCAGACGAUCCACGGAUGGAGAUUUCAUUCAUGCAAACGUCGAUAUUGAUUUGAUCAUUUCGGAGGAGCCCGAAUAUGGUUCUAUAGAAAAGCCUGUCGAGAUUUUUCAUAUAAUCGAACACUUCUGUCUCGGCAGACGACGACUGCAUUUGUUCGGUCGAGACAGUACUAUUCGACCAGGCUGGCUUACUGUAGGCCCUGAGCUAACCAACACGAAUUUUAACGCAGACCUCUAUACUAGUUACUUUGCCAACGGUCAAAUCACCACUGGUUGUACAGAACGUAUCGAAGCUCUCAGACCAAAGUCUCCACCGCCAAAGGGAAAAGUCGCCGGUCGAGGUAGAGGCGGUUUCACUCGAGGACGUGGUAGAGGAAGGUAAAACGGUCCGCCAUCGAUGAUCGUUUCAGAUCCUUUCUUUACAUAUUGUAAUGAUCAAAUACACCACACGUUGCCAGAACGUUGGCAACCAGAUCACCACAUCUCUUCCGUUAAAAGAUUCGGUAUCACGUGAAGAAAACUUGUACCUUUGUAUUGUACGAUAAUUUGUUUUACAUAUUGUGUUAUAGCGUAGUUCAAAUACAUCGCGCUACCGAAUAUUCCAAUUCUCUUCAUUUACAUGUAAAUAUAAUCACGCAACGAAUUAGUUAACGCGCGAAUGAUAUCGAAAUUAUCGGGCAUUUCUCUCACACCCUGACUUAUGAUUUAGAAUCGAAUAUCACGAUGUUUCUAACAAUGUACACCGUAUUACGUGUAAAUACCUUUAUUCAUUCGUGUCCUAUUUGGAAUAUUUUGUAACGCAAACCAAUAUACAACAUGUUUGAAAUAAAGUUCAGUGUCGAAUCGAUGGUCACCGAGAAUAUCAAUGCUUUAUGUCUACUUACGCGUGUGGGUCGCUUAACAAUAUAUCAAUCAUUCACCGGCACAAUUAGCCGAGAGCUUCUAAAUUUUCGUCUAAUUGCUUAAGAACGAUUAUACAAAUCUUAGCAUCUUAAGUAUACGCAUUCUUAAAAAGCAAACGCGAUUAUUUCGAAACGUUUGAGAUCCGGUCAUAUUACUUUGUACUUUGUGUCUUGAGAAUAUUGAAAUUUCUAUAAAUACAACUUACUAUAUAGUUAACUACAUUUACAACUUUUAUACGAUCCACGGAAACUUACGAACAUACUUCUUGGCCCCAGUAAAGCUUCCGGUAGUAUAGAAUACGUAUUCGAUAAAUGGUUCGCAUUUUCUCGCAUCUGAAACUUUCCAUGAACUUUAAACGUAACGAGGAGGAACCAAUCAUGCUUAACGACAAUCGAUUUGCGACGCUUUUAAAUUACAGAUUUCAUGGAAUAACAUCCUUUGAUUUUCGCCAAAAGUUUACAAAACGUUCGUUUCAUAAUAAUUCGUAUAACUUCUAAAUCUACGUACGAUUACUAUGCUCGGCGAGUACAAUAAAUUAAAGAAUGGAAUUAUCUCGACGAUAAAAAAUAUAGAACACUGGAUGUGCUUACCGAUUCGGUUCAUUGAACGUCUGAGAGAAAGAAAAGCUUGCGAAACCAAAAUUAUCGUUUGAAUAAAAUCACGAAAAGAAGAAGGUGACAAAUUCAUUGCCUUAAAACAAUGAUCGUCAAUAUGCAUAAAAAUAUCGAACGACGAACCUUGCGGUCAACGCGAGUAUAAAAUAUAUUUCUUUCUAGCUAAUUACAUAUUGUCGUCGAUAUAAAAUAUACGAGAAACGAGUAUCUACAAAUUAAAAUCGAUCAACGGUACGAUCGGUCGUCGAAAGUAUAAAUUAGAAGGUGUUAAUCGUCCGAGUUAAGAAACGCGUCUUCUUCUUUUUUCACGCAGUCUUCCAUACAGCGAUUCGCUGGAAAUGAUCACAUUUUUUUCUUUUCCCAAAAAUGCCGUGUAAACGAAGAGAACUAUCUUACACACGGUAAAAGUGAUUAGACAGAAAAAGAGAGAGAGAGAGAGAGAACGAGAAAAAGAAAGAAACGCAAUUUUUUUGAAAUUCUACCAGCUAUUAAGAAGAAUACGAAUAUAUAUGUAUAGCGAUGAACUGGCAGGCACAGGCAGAACUCGUUGGUAUCGACUGAUCAAUUCGUUCGUGAGCAAACGAUGAGUCGCAGUGAAGUGGACCGUUUUUUGAGAGUAGAGUUUAGUUCUGAUCGGUCUCCAUCGGAUCGGUCUACAGUUUCAAAGUCACAAAUAGGUCGACUCCCCUGUAAGCAGAGUCAAUGUGAAUUACGUGGAAAGUUGACUUGUUAGCAUAUAUGUACAUAGUUAACGAAACGCAAAACGCAAAAUCGCGUCGAGCAAAUGCGUACCUGUAUAAAAGAAUUUAAAUUUCUGCGAAUGCGAGUGGCAAGGAUCUCGGUUUUCUCCGUUUCCUACUUUAUGCAGGGUGUUUCCUAGCGUAUUUCAUAAGAACAAACAAAAAUCAUCGUUAAAACAGUAAACUCGCACUACGUUUAGAAAAGUUCGAGAAGGAAGAAGAAAGAAAAGUAAAAGAAAUACGGAAAAAUGAAACGAACAAAAUAGAGAGGAACAACGUGUUGUUGUUUAAUUGCGUCCUCCGAUGCUCGAUAACCUUUCUUUUUUUUUUUUUUUUUUUUUUUUUUUUUUUAAAUGAUCGAAAAUGUUGGAGGGGACGAUAUAUGGAGAGUUGUAUUCGUAUAUAAUAUCACAGAAAAAAAUAAUGCAUCUUAUUUAUAUUUUGAACAUUCCGCAUGAAUCAUAUAAAAGUUAGUUUUAAGAGAUAUCACUUAUAAAACGAUAUUCAUGAGCUUCGUAUGAGAAAAAAUAUGUCCGAGAAGCGUGUACGUUACAAGAAGUAACAAUAUGGUACAUACGUAUGCCAUAAUUAUUGGUACGUAAAAACGUAUUUAGUAAGUUUACCUUCUUCGUUACUUUUAGAGGGUAAAAAACUGAGGUAUCGCAACGAUUGCUAGCGAGUCGACGUUAGUUCAGUGAACUACAGAUGCGAUUAAAAUAGUUCGAGCGAGGUAAAUUUACUAAUUCGUUCGAGGUAAUCCAAAACUCGCUACCUGAUAACACGAAUAAGUAUUUCAUUCGCUCUUGUGCUGUUUUCGAUCAUUGCACGCACACACGCACGCAUUCUCUCUCUCUCUCUCUCUCUCUCUCUCUCUCUCUCUUUCUCUCCCUCCUCCUUUUCUCUCCUCCCUCCCUUCCUCUCUUCCAUUUUAUCAACCAUCAAAUUUAAUUUCGAUGACAAAAAGAAAACCAAACAUAGAAAUAAAGAUAGAUUCUGAGACGCGGGAUCAGAAUUUAUUCGAAAAACGAGAAUGAGCUUUUUUCCUCGAUGCAUUCUCUUCGACAUACGUGAAUCGCGUAUCAACGUAUUUAUCGUGCCAUAACUAAUUUUAUGCAAAUUUCAUAAGUUUACGGUACUUAUAUCAACGAACGGAAAGAUGCACCAGCGAACGAUAACGAACGACCGCAUUUUUUUGACUUAACCGUGCGCGCGUAUUCCUAUUCGUAUUCGUAACCUUGUCUAAGGCUCGUGGCUAAAAUCUAUGCGAACGAUCAACUCGGCAAGUUAGCAAAAGAGAGGAAGCGUUGAUGUAAACACGCGAAAUUUCAACAUACUAAUACGUUUCGUUAAAAGGAAUAAGUUUUUGCAAUAUCAUCUCUUGUUGCACAUACGGACUCGGUCGACUUUGAAUUUUCUUCCGUAGCGCGCGUGCGACUUGUCCGGUCUGCGUAUCGGUCUGAGCGUAUACAUAAUCGAAAAGUUCGUUCAUGGCUGCAUGUACAAACGAACAAAAUGAAGAUACAAUAACAGCGAAAUUAGAAGAAAUGCCAGUUAGAACGAUGCAUGACGCGACUCUAUUUGCCAUCAUCGUUUUUAAUUGCAUCGAGUUACGAACUAUCGUAUCGCAACGUACAAGCUAUGAGUUAGGAAAGGACGGCGUCAGAAACGAUUCUUGUUGCGUUCUCUAAAUUCAUUUGUAUCCUUUGCAUAUUCGAUCAAAUGGACGUUUCUCAUCCAAAAGCUUAAAGAAUUCGCGUAUUGUGCGAGUGCUAAGGAAACAACCAUACCUUUCAUUCGAACAAAAUUUCGCGAAAAAUUUCGAUCUACAUCGAACGUUACUACGGUCGCAGGCGUGCACCGACUUUUUAAACGCAUCGCGAACAUCGUAACGUUACAACGUGAUCUUUUCUUUUAGCCGUAACACAGAGCAGAACCGCAUAGCUUCCGAGUCCGACAUCUAUGGCUUUUCUAUCUUUCUUUUUUCUCAAUUUUGCUUUUUCUCGAGACCAUGUAAACGAACAGCGAUCAGAAACAUUCGUAGAACAUCCGAUGAGUCGGUGUAGAAUCUAUUCGACGAUAUCGUCGUAACGAUUUAUCGAUUAACGUCGUAUCGCCUUCUACUUUCGAAAAGAAUAAAAACUGCGAACCCUACAUCGAAUAGAUUCGUUUAUACAAUUCUACUUUUCACGGCGCAAUUCGCAAAUUUUUCACAAAUACCCUUAGCUUAGGUAAAAGCAAAAAUGUUUAUGCGCGCCGUGAUCACGAGUCGAAGUGAAACAUCGCACGGCCAGAUUUUUCAUCACUAUGUAAUACUUAGACGACUCACGCACGAUACAUUCUACAUCGCUCGUCUAUUUUCCUUUUGUUACGCUCUUUUCCUCAUUUUUAUUCUUUUUUGCGCAUAUACAUAAGUAUCUGUGAUCGCAAAAUUCGUCAGAUUAGAUCAUUCGAUAUACAUAUUCCUUUCGGUAGAUUUGUCAUAGUGAAACAAGUUUUGAUAAAUUAUACCGAUUGCAAUAGAAAAACAUAAAGUUACGUGUUUAGCUAAUGCGGUGAUACAACGUGUAUCGAUUGGAUCGUCUUUACAGAGGAAAACAAAGUUAAUACACAAAUACGAUAAACGUCGUCGUUAUCGAACGAAGAGCAGGCGACAUCCUCGGCGUUGUGGUUACCGAUGUUAGAGUUCUCGUGAAUAUUGGUGAUGCUGAUGUUCUUCUUGUCCUUACCAUUCUUGUUGCUGUAUUUAUUGACUUACAAUUUAUUAACGUUACGAAAAUAAUCUUGCUUUUUUUUUUUACAGCAUUAUUCUUCCAUCUGGAUUCAUAAUCUAUAUAAACACACUUUCUUUCUCAGCCUAUAAGACCGACGCAGCUAUUUCUUCAAACACCAGCCAUUGUCUCGUAUUCGCGAGAAUGCGCAGUUUCACCGACAAAACGAGAUAAGCGUUACACAAGCCGCAUUAUGUAUCUUUAAUAUGCUGAGCAUGGAACUUCUCUUUAUCAUUUACAUUGAUUCUCUCUUUUUAUAACGUUUAGCCUUUCCACUCUUCUUUUUCAUUUUCUUCUUCCUUUUACUCCUACCUUUCAGAGUUUGUUCAGAGAACUUCCAGCUCGUUGAUAAUAAAUAUAAAAUACAUGAUUUUAAAAAACAUU